ACCUCUGAGAGACAGGAGUUUGUUUUGCUCGAGCUCCGUUUGGGAUGUGCAUAUCGCUGCAGUUACGCUGUAUUUAACGGCAGUGUUCCAUAAGCGAAAUGAAUUUGACCGAGGAACUUAUGCAUUUACCCUCCCAGAUGUGGGACAAGGUGCUGUCGAAGGUGAAGAAAGCGGUAGUGUUCAUGGAUGACAGGUGUGCGCAGGCUCUCCACUGGAGCAAAGGUGGUGCAGCCGCGAUGCUGGACGCUGGAGCCAGGAAUAUAAAGCCAUUUUCCAGCUUCGAAGCCUGCGCCAAGAACGAACCGAAAGCCGUUUUCGUGGUGAGCACGAUGUUAAAGGGAAGAACAGUCGACAUUAUUAAAGAUAUCAUAUCGAUGAGCCACUUCCAGUACUGUGUCGUCUUCACCACCGUGGCCCACUCAGUUCACCUGUUUGCUAACAACGUCUCCACCGAAAUGGAAGGAGUUCCUGUGUUCGAACAAUUUGAAGAGAAGCUGUGUGAGUGGAUGGGGAACAUGAAUUAUACAGCUGAAGUCAUGCAUGUCCCCGUGGUUUUCUCCCUUGUUUCUCAGCAAAUGCUUCUCACACCCACGUUUUCUCAUCUCUUCCCCUUACUUGUGUCCGACUUGGAGCAAAUUAAUGCGAAAAGACCUGAGAAGAAGAGAUUUGGAAGCCUGUUAGACGUUGACAUGAACUCCCUCCCAGCUGACCUGCAGAUUGAAAUUAAGUCUUUGACGUCGUCUUUAAAUGCAAUGUUCGAGGCCACAGGAACAAGGGAAGAGAGUUUUGCUGUGGGUCCAUUGAGUCGCCUCAUUGCAGGAGAAUUGUCCAAUCACCCUCAAGCUAGAAACAGAAGGAAGACAGCCCAGAAUAAAGCAUCCAUCAUCUUUGUGGACAGAACCAUGGACCUUACAGGAGCUGUUGGUCAUCAUGGCGAUAACCUGGUGGAGAAGAUUUUGACCUUACUGAGACCACUACCUGGUCAUAUAACAGAUGUCCAAGUGGACAUGCUUGAGCUGACAAGUCAGCAACGGACCCCUCACUCACAAAACAACCUGGCGCCUGGAUGUUUGGCACAGACCCAGUCACCUCCUGCUCAGACUCUGUGGGAGAACAUGCUGACCAGUAAGCAGAAAGAGGGAGUGAUGGAAGUCCGGCGACAACUGGUGGAAGCAGCCAGUAAGGAGAAGCUACCUGUCAAGAUGAGUAUGGGUCGUGUCACACCUGAGCAGCUAAGCGCCUACGCUCAACUUUUUCGGAGUAAUUUCGGGGCGCUGCAGAACCACUGUGGGAUUCUUCAAUUGGGCUUGGCCACAUCGCAAACUCUCCGUCACCCUCACAUGGCUCGCUGGGAUUCAUGCCUGGCCUUUGAGAGACUGCUGCUGCAGGCUUUGGGAGACUCUGAGUUCUCUGUCGUGCUGAGGCAGCUGCUGCCCUUGAUGAAGCCCCGCAGAGAUGAGGCCAGUACCACGUCAGGGUCAAGGUUUGCAGACGAUGAAUGUGGCCUGGAUGAGCUGAUCCUGCUGUUGGUCUACCUGUACUCCCUGGCUGAUGAGGCGCAGGACAUCCAGGAAGAUGAGCUGGAGAAGCUGGAGAGGGAACUCAUCGGUGCUCUCACCUUGGUGAUCAGUCAAGAGGCUGAAUUCAGCCUGUUGAUCCAGAAACUCACAGGUUGUGAAAACCCAAAUGAGCUGACCACUGAGAGGGCCCACAAUGCAAUGGAGGAGAUGUUUAGGACCCUGCGUGGUUUGAGUUGCACCAGAGACCACCUGAAGCAGCUGCGCCACGUCUACAGUGCCAGCGACGGAGUUCACCAGGCAACCUAUCGUCCAUUCCUGCGUCAACUCCUGGAGGAAGUGUUUCAGGGUGGCAAGCAUGAAUGUCCUGACAUCGAGUAUAUGUCUGGAGGCCUCACAGAUCUGCUGAAGACAGGAUUCAGCAUGUUCAUGAAGGUGAGUCGUCCACACCCCAGUGAUAACCCGCUGCUCAUUCUCUUCCUGGUGGGUGGAGUCACGCCCUCAGAGCUUCGCCUCAUCAAGGAGCUUGUUGCUGCAACAAGUCCUGGGAUUCAGGUGCUGGUCAUGUCCACUCGACUGUUGCGACCCACGGACAUUCCUGAACUGCUCUUUGCCACUCAACGACUGAUGCCUGAUAUUGGGGUGUGAGUUGGAUGUGCACCUCAGGCAGCAGAAAGUGUUUAUGAAUAAAGACCAAAUAUAGAAACCUGGUGGCUCCACAGGGAGGAAAUAUACAGCUUUUCUGUCCUCACAAGUGUGGAAGUUAUUUUCAUGCCCACAUUAAAGAGUAAUAUUUGAAAUACUCACAACUACUUUCUUCUUCUGUUUUGACUAGGAAGUGUUAAAAGCAGGUUGUAGGUGUGAAAUCUUCAUGAAGUGUGAACUGGGAGAAGCGUAUUGUGGUGCUGGUGAGAAGACACUUUUAUUUCACCUCCUCCCAUCGUGUGGUGGUGGCAAAUGCAAGGCAGGUCAUUAUCUAGCAGUUUAACGAUGUUUGCGAAGAGCAUCACCUUUCACUGAAUUCACCAAUUUAUUUCAUUAUCUUUCUUUCAUUUGCCAUCUACCUGAGCCUGUUUGCAAUUUAAGAGUGGGGAUUUUUGAGGAGGGAAAGAUGUGCAGCUCAAAUGAGAUGCUUGCUUUUCUAGUACAGUACGUGGUGUUUGUGUUAAACUGGAAUUAGUAAUGAUGCUGAAAAUCGAUGUCACAGUUUUCUAAUUCAUGUCCCUGGAUGGAUUUUUCUAACCGCAGUCUUUGUGAUACUUCAUUCAAAAUCGUCUCGCAUCAGCAGGAGUGACGGAGUCAUGUCUCAUCUCUAGCGAAGGUCGCUUCACAUUGUCCCCGCAGCCUCAUUCACAGACAUAUUCAACACAGUAGGCAACCUCAAAUUCAUCAUCCUUUUAUUGUGAUCCAAAACGUGAGUCACUAACAAAUAAAUAUUUGGCCCUUUGGACUAUUCUUUUUCGAUAAUAAAGUGCAUCAGUGAUAACCUCAUCGCAUGCUACAUUCCGCUGUCACACUUCACCCUGUCACUUAUGACAUGUUCAUGCACCGUAGCAGUGCAAACAAAUACUACAAAACGGUUACAGACAAGCUCACUGCAUCCGCACUGCAAGUGGUUGUUAGAAGAACACCACGGUGGGCAGUGCCACCACUGCAGCUGAAAGGAGCUGCCUCAAAAGCAGCUUAAAAUAAAGGUUCAUCCGCACCACAGUCUCCAGCACAGGAUUGCAUGCAGGCUUGCUUUUGCACUGCUGCUUCCUCUGUGCUCACUGAGAUCUUCCAGGACUGAUGCACUCCUCUGUGAUCGACCCCCAUCUGCUCACGUCACAACUCUGGACCAGACCUGGGAGUCUUCUCUUGUCAACACUUUCAGCUUCAGCUGCCUCCUCACACAGAUGUGACUGUCCUGACUUUGGCGGACAGUGCCUGCUUGAAGCGCCUCUUCAGAUCUUGCAUGUUUGGCGACUUGGGUCUGGGGAUGAGGGGUGAUCGCUUCUUCUCUG
Messenger RNA from Synchiropus splendidus (mandarinfish), 3520 nucleotides. RefSeq names its product sec1 family domain containing 2 (gene scfd2). The record is from RefSeq and is a predicted model, not a curated record. NCBI's taxonomy places the organism in Eukaryota, Metazoa, Chordata, Actinopteri, Syngnathiformes, Callionymidae. The transcript is spliced from 9 exons. Gene Ontology annotation, biological process: intracellular protein transport; vesicle-mediated transport. Bases 99 to 2165 code for a protein of 688 amino acids.